CAUAUUCGCUUCUCUCAUUCCUCUUCGAUAACGAACGCGAAAAACUAUGAAAGCAUUAUAAGAGAAACCCUAGAUUACCCUGUUUUUCUUACUUGCAAAAAUUUUCCCAAGAAAAUCCCCCAAAUCCACACCCUAAAAUCCAAACAAAAGAAAAUUAACGUUCUGGGUUUCCAUUUUACCGCUUUCAUAUUUUUCUCUCUGUCAUUUGGUUCACAUUUUGCUUCUGUGUAUUAGACUUUUUUUUUUGGUUUUCUUCUUUUUUUUUUUUUUUUUUUUUUUUGGUUUCCCCUCCCCUAUCUUGGUUGUUUUCAGGGAACAUAAUUUAACAGGUUUUGAGGCAGAAUUUUGGGGAGUACUUUUGGUUUCUUGGAGGAGCUCUGAUAUUAUAGCGUUGUCGUAUUUGGGUUUUGUUCUUGACGUUGAUGAUGAUGUUUUCUGUGCUUUCUUCUCUAAUGGUGGGUUUUGUGUUGUGAAAAUUAGGGUUUCGCUUUUUUUUCCCAACUUGUUUCUUUUUUUUCUCCCUCAAAGGAAGUCUUGGCCUUUUCGCUGUUUUUCAUUUGCUGGGAAGCGACUGCAUCAGUGGUACGUGAACUUUGAUUGGCAAAGAUGUCUUCACCAUAUCAGAUUCUGGACAAUCGACCUCUUGAUCACUGGAAGGUUACAGAGUUAAAAGAAGAGCUAAGAAGGAGGAAAUUAACAACCAAGGGUUUGAAGGAGGAUUUGGUAAAACUUUUGGAUGAAGCAGUCCGUAUUGAAAGAGCGAAUGCUCAAAAGGAUGUGGAUAAUGGUCUUAAUGGUGAUCCUCGGGAUGUAGCUCCAGUGAAAACUGUAGACACAAAUUCAAUUCCUAUUGAAGGCAAUGUGGAUGAUGGCCGUGAGAAGACUGGAAAAGUGGAUGUUGCUCCUGUUCAGGUUGACAUUAAUGAUAGUGCAGCAGCCUUGGUUCAAGGGAAUAUCCAGGAGGGGUAUGUUCUGGUUGAUAAAAAUUCUGCAGCAGUGGAAGAGAAGCUGGUUGUUCAUUCAACUACUGUGGAAACUAGUAUGUCAGUUGCUGAGUUUGUGGUACCCAGUGUAACAGAAACUGAGCAAGAUUUGCAGAAAAUUGAAACUCAGGAGGAGAAUGGGGAUCCAAAGCCCCAGCUGGCGAAUGAGGAUUUGAAGACCCAGCUGGCAAAUGAGGAUUCGAAGCCUCAGGUGGAAAAUGAGGAUUCGAAGCCUCAGGUGGCAAAUGAGGAUUCAAAGCCCCAGCUAGAGAGUGACACUUCAAAGCCCCUGCUGGAAAGUGAUGAUUCAAAGCCCCAGCUGGAGAGUGAAAAUUCAAAGCCCCAGCUGGAGAAUGUGUGCUCCAAUUCUACAUCCGGGGAUGUUAUGCUCAACCUGUCUGCUCCGAACAACCAGGUAUCUGCUCCGAACAACCAGGUAUCAGAGGUCAGCCCUAUUUUAGGGUCUCAAGUAAAAUAUGAUUCUAUUUCUACUGAUUCUGUGUCAAUUAAUGAAAAGAUUGAACUAAAGGAUAAUAUAAUUGCUGAUCAUGUCAAAUUAGAAUUAGAUGUUAUUAAGCCGGAGAUGGUGGAACCAUCAUCCAGUACUGUUGUACCUGUUGGUGGUGACUCGCAUCCAAUGGAUGUUGAAGAGCCACAUGAGAGCAAGGCAUCUGUUGGGGAGAAGGAUGACGACAGUGAUAAUAAUGCAGAUUUGAGCAAGAAAAAUGAUAGUGUAGAUGUGGGAUACUCUGAAAAGUUAAAUUUAGACAGAAGUUCUGGAGAUGAUUCGAUGGAAGAAGAUGUGCUAGAAAUUAAACAAAUUGAUUCUAGGUAUAAUUCUGAUGAUGUGGGAGAUAGGAUUGAGAAAAUUGAUGUUUCUGCUGCGAAGGAGGAGGAAAGUCAUGUUGAUGUUGUGGGAGAUGAUUUUCCUGCAGACAAAAAGGAUGAUCAUGUUGAGAAUAAGGAUCGUCCAACUGCAAUUGCUGAGAAAAGGAAGUUUAAUGAUCAAGCAUUGGGGGGAAACAGUGAGCCUCAAAAGAGGCAGCGUAGGUGGAACUCUGAAAGCCUUAAAGUUCCUGAACCACAAAGUUCUAAUAUUACACCUAUCACACCCAAAGACAAUUUUCAGUCAGGUGCUCCUAAGCGCAAUUUCUCUAGAUCUGACUCAACAGUUAGUGAGGAUGCAACAAAGGAACGUGUUGUUCCACCGUCACCUAAAACGCCAACUAAUUCCCUCAGGAUUGAUCGUUUUCUACGCCCCUUUACCUUGAAAGCUGUGCAAGAACUUUUAGGCAAAACUGGGAAAGUUACCAAUUUCUGGAUGGAUCACAUCAAAACUCAUUGCUAUGUAACUUAUUCAUCGGUAGAAGAAGCCAUAAAGACGCGGAAUGCUGUGUACAACUUGCAAUGGCCGCCAAACGGUGGGCGCCUUCUUGUAGCUGAGUUUGUUGAUGCUCAGGAAGUAAAGACCAGGGUUGAGACUCCGCAGACUCUGCAGACUCCACAGACUCCACAGACUCCAGUUGCAUCUGCCAAUCUUGGUCCUCCUGUUUCUUCAAUCCCACCAAACUUACAGCAGCCAUCCCCUCGUCUACAUAAGCAGCAGCAGCAGCUUCCUCCUCCACAUUCUCUUCCACCACCACCACCACCACAACUGUCUAACCCUGCCCCAGCAAGAGAGCAGCUUCCUCUUCCACCUGCACCUCCACUGGCAGAGAAGCUUGAUCCUCCAAUUGUCACUCUGGAUGACCUGUUCAGAAAAACCAAAGCAAUUCCACGGAUCUACUACUUACCAUUGGCAGAAGAACAAGUGGAAGCAAAACUUGCAAUGCAAGGGAAAAACAAAAGGCAGUAGGUAAAAUGUUAGUAUCUAUGGCUGCUGCUCUAUGGAAAUUGUUAUGGGUAGGUCAGUAUGUUAGAUAAUGGUAAGGAAAUAUUGUAUGCUUGCAAAUUCUGCAAGUCUGCAAUUUUUUCCUUGUUGGAAGGGAAUGUACCAGCCAUGCCAAAAGGCCCUGAUUUUGUUGAUGGAUUUGGAUUUCUAGGAAAACUGCUUUUGGCUUAGGCUAAGUUGUAUUGGGUGGAUUGGAUCGACACACCUCUGGUUUGUAUGUUGGAUUUCAUAUUGAACCAGAGUUGCAACUUUUAUUUUGUUAGUGUUAGAAGUUAAUUUGUAUUUGAAGAUUUUAUGAUAUAUAUUAGUCUUGAAAUGUAGGAUCUAUAGCCACAUGCUUUAGACUCAUCAGUGCAUCUUUGGGUCUAUUCUUAUCAA
Messenger RNA from Ziziphus jujuba (common jujube), 3252 nucleotides. RefSeq lists its product as uncharacterized. The transcript is spliced from 5 exons. Gene Ontology annotation, molecular function: nucleic acid binding. NCBI's taxonomy places the organism in Eukaryota, Viridiplantae, Streptophyta, Magnoliopsida, Rosales, Rhamnaceae. The coding region runs from base 607 to 2838 and encodes 743 amino acids. The record is from RefSeq and is a predicted model, not a curated record.